This is a messenger RNA of Penicillium verhagenii, 648 nucleotides long. RefSeq names its product histidine phosphatase family protein. Gene Ontology annotation, molecular function: phosphatase activity. Gene Ontology annotation, cellular component: cytoplasm. The transcript has a single exon. The record is from RefSeq and is a predicted model, not a curated record. Lineage: Eukaryota; Fungi; Ascomycota; Eurotiomycetes; Eurotiales; Aspergillaceae. Bases 1 to 648 code for a protein of 215 amino acids.
AUGUCUUUCCGACUGCAUCUCGUCCGGCAUGCCGAGGGGACUCACAACCCCGAACACGACACAACGAUCCUCGACCCAGAACUGACAGAGAGGGGAGUCAAACAAUCCGAAGAGCUCAGUCGUAACUUUCCUUUCAGCGAGAGCGUGGGUCUGGUAAUUACGUCACCUCUCACGCGUACCAUCCGCACAGCACUGGUGGGAUUCCAAAAGACACUAGAUGAGAAAUACUACGCCAACAAGUGUGGAAUCCCAAACGGCGCAACAUUUCUUGUGGAGCCUGAUAUCCAGGCACACUCUGCCCGCCCCUGCGAUACAGGGUCCGAGUGGCCGGUUGUGCGAUCCCGGUUUCCCGAUCUGCCGUGGGACCUGGUUAACCAGGACCCUGCGUUCCCGGCCAAGACGGGACCGUAUGAGCCGGAACAGGAGAAAUUGGAGCGCAGGGGGCGUGCGGUGCAGGAGAGAUUGAGGACUCAAUUUAAGGAAUUGGAGGACACUGAUCGGCCGGACAUCGCUGUUGUGACCCAUGGAGGGUUUAUGUGGUUCGUUUCGAAUAACAAGGGCGUACCUGAUAUGGCGCACUAUCGUACCGUUCUGGUGAGCUUUGAUGAGGAGUCCAAGCUGAUCAUUGAGGAUGAGAUCACUCAGUGA